Globicephala melas (long-finned pilot whale) is the source of this 1747-nucleotide messenger RNA. It is a transcript of the gene SLC25A38, whose product is annotated as solute carrier family 25 member 38. Gene Ontology annotation, molecular function: glycine transmembrane transporter activity. Gene Ontology annotation, biological process: glycine import into mitochondrion. Gene Ontology annotation, cellular component: mitochondrial inner membrane; mitochondrion. The record is from RefSeq and is a predicted model, not a curated record. Lineage: Eukaryota; Metazoa; Chordata; Mammalia; Artiodactyla; Delphinidae.
CCGGCGUUAUAUCUAGUUCCUCCGGCUUUCUCCACUCCCGGAUGAACCCUGUCUAAUACUCUCAAGUCCUGAAGACGGCGACGGGACAGAAUGGGCAGGGCAGCAGAGCCUCGCAGUCGGCUGAGCUAGUGAAGAGCGGCGCCUGGAGCCACUCAUUUGCGGUGGGCGCGCAGGUGCCGACCCUCGACCAGCGCAGACCGCAGAGAAGCCCCACGGUAGAACGCGUCGCCCGGCUACCGCCAUCGCGUCGUCUUCUCUAGGAUCGUCAGGGCCGGGCCUGAGCUCCCACCGACGGCACCCCGGGCCCAGUGCAGUCGCAGGCCUCCCUUCCAAUGAUUCAGAAGUCACGCCCGGCGCUGCUGCAGCCUCAAGAUGUCGGAGACAGGGUGGAAACGCUUAUGUUGCAGCCCGUGAUCAAAGCUUUCCUGUGUGGCUCCAUCAGUGGGACCUGCUCUACCCUCCUUUUCCAACCCCUGGAUCUCCUCAAAACGCGCCUGCAGACCCUUCAGCCCUCAGCCCAUGGAUCCAGACGUGUUGGGAUGUUGGCUCUGCUCUUGAAUGUGGUUCGCACGGAGAGUCUUUUUGGCCUCUGGAAAGGGAUGUCCCCCUCCAUCGUGAGGUGCGUCCCUGGCAUUGGAAUCUACUUUGGCACUCUCUACUCUUUGAAGCAGUACUUCCUGCGAGGCCAUCCCCCCACCGCCCUGGAGUCAGUCAUACUGGGGGUGGGCUCCCGCUCUGUCGCGGGGGUCUGCAUGUCACCCAUCACUGUGAUCAAGACACGGUACGAGAGCGGGCGGUACGGCUAUGAGAGCAUCUACGCGGCCCUGAGGAGCAUCUGUCACAGCGAGGGGUACCGGGGUCUCUUCAGUGGCCUGACAGCAACACUCCUCCGUGAUGCCCCCUUUUCCGGAAUCUACUUGAUGUUUUACAACCAGACCAAAAACAUUGUGCUUCAUGGAUUAUGGGCUGCGUGGCUUCUUCCAAGGCGGUGUCCCCCGGGCCCUCCGCAGAACUCUGAUGGCAGCCAUGGCGUGGACAGUCUACGAAGAGAUGAUGGCCAAGAUGGGCUUGCAGUCCUGACCGAGCCAGGACCAGGCAGAGAUGGGAUCUGUCGCCCUGCCUGUUUUCUGCCAAGGACCUCUUCAACUCACUACCCUGGAGUUGGACGAAGUCCUAUCUGGAGAGGCAGGCAAACACGUCACCUCCAGUUACCCAGCUCAAGAAGAGAAUAGGUGGGUCCGACUCAAGCCUUCCAGACCUCCCAGAAGAGGAGUCACUGACAUGGACAUCAUAUUGGGAAGUUAGGAGAAGGGUUUACAUACCCUGCAAGGCUACUUGAAAAGGCAUUUCCAGAGAGUGCUCUGUCUGGUGUCUCUGCUCAGCCACCCACUACACCACAGUGCCUCUUUGGAUCUGCUCUUGGGCAGUGCAGCGCCAGGGAUGCUGUGGGCCGCCUGCAGUGGCGGAGGAGUUCCAGCAGCCAGGCUGGAUCUGCUGAGAGAGGAGUCACCGUCACCAGGCUGAAGACUGCCUCUGAGGUGAUGAAGAACAGAUGUCACGACUUCAUUGGUUCCUCAUUGACUUCUCAGAGGCUCCGGAGAAGGGGAGCAGUGGCUUCCUAGCCCCUAAGUGUCCAAAUAAUAUUGUUUGAUCUUGGCUCCUGCACUGUUUCAACUCCAGGUUACUCUGGCUUUUUUCUGCAGCUAAAGUUGGAUAAAUAAAGUGAAGCACUUUAUCAUUGAAAAAC